Puccinia graminis f. sp. tritici CRL 75-36-700-3 is the source of this 3065-nucleotide messenger RNA. RefSeq lists its product as uncharacterized. The record is from RefSeq and is a predicted model, not a curated record. Gene Ontology annotation, biological process: exocytosis; intracellular protein localization; Golgi to plasma membrane transport. Gene Ontology annotation, cellular component: exocyst. NCBI's taxonomy places the organism in Eukaryota, Fungi, Basidiomycota, Pucciniomycetes, Pucciniales, Pucciniaceae. Bases 80 to 2323 code for a protein of 747 amino acids. The transcript is spliced from 10 exons.
AAACUUUAAUGAGACCAUCAAAACGUCGUCCACCGUUAUCUCGAGGCUCCCAAAAUUAUCAAUAUAUUUAUGAUUUACGAUGAACAUUCCCGUUACCCCAGCGCCCAGACGGCCAGGCAAAGCCGGCGUUUCGCUGCGAACCCAGCGUCCGACGACCUACUACGAUGGCGAAAAGGAUGCAUCCUCGGUUCCGCCCCCGACUGAAGGUGGACGCAAACCUCCGCGGCCAGCGGCAGGGGCAGACGGUUUGCCGGGAGGACCGAGACCUUCGGCCAAAGCAGGUCAUCCUAAUCGGUUACCUCCAUCUGACAAGAAGGCCAGGGGCAUGCCGAUCGAUCAAUCUGGCGGGGCUCGCUCCACAGAGAAGAGUAAGAUUGGCGCAGCCCUGUUGAACAAACGUCAAAGUGUUUCUUACGGCCAUGCUCAGCCCAAAAGCACCCCGCAACCCAUGCCGCCUAUGCCUGCAAUCCCCGGUCGGUUUGGCGGCAACAGGAAUGAUGACCGGAUCGGCGGUGGCGUCAGGAAGCAAGUCUCAUCAGGAGCACCCAUCAUCAAUAUUGAUAGCGAAACUUUGGCCCAAGGAGACUUUGACGCCGAGAAAUUCAUGAUGAUUCACUUGGCCACCUUGGGGGGAGGGGCCGCCGACCCAGAAACGUUAAAGGCAUUCAAGGACUCACUCCGUGCAACACAUCUGACCACCAACCAAUCGCUCCAAGAAAACGCCUACAAGAACUAUGGAGCAUUUGUUGCCAUUAGCAAGGAGAUCGCCACGCUGGAAAACGAAAUGUUGGAGUUGAAGGCCGUUCUGGAGGAGUUCAAAACUCUACCAAAUGAUCUUGAUAUGGGCUUAGGUGCGAUGGCCGAAAGCAAUCUUUCGGGGGAGUCAAAGCGGAAGGCGGCGAGGAACUCGAUCGCCGACGUCAAUGCCCUAUACAGAAACCAACUCGAGUCGCUUUGGGAGAACGUCGAAGGCUCACAGAAGUUUCUCCCGAUCCAACCCGGUCGACAUAUCCUAUCCGAAACCAAAUCUUUCGUCGAGCUGAACCCAAUCACAUAUCAACCCAAACAGGCUGUCCAUCUUUUUUUGCUCGAUGACAGCCUCCUGAUCGCCAUCCAGAAACAGACUCGUUCAACGACCGGCAAAGCUAAACUGAUGGCUGAGAAAUGCUUCAAUCUAGCUCAAAUCUCGAUCGUCGGUCUGGAUGAUACUCCUGAUCUUUCCAAUGCGCUACAGAUUCAACGUAACCAGGAAAAGGUCAUCCUCCGAACCGAUCGGGCUCAAGAAAAGAGAGAGCUUCUAGAUUCGUUCAGAAGAGUGUCAGAAGAGAUGGCUCGCAAAAAGCGGAAACAGAGCCUGAACGCUGACCAUUCAUAUCGAGCCAGUCGGUUGCUAUCAUCUCAAGGCUUGGAAAGUGGCUCGAGUCAAUUCCAUGCCGGUAAACUGCUUGGCUUGGGGAAGGACGAUCGGACACACAAGCUGUACAGCCGAAUUGGUGAUCUUCUGGACGAGGUGUCGGUGGGGAUAGCGUGUCGACGGUACGAGGAGGCUAUCGAGCAUGUCGAGCGAGCCCGUAGCAUGGUGACCGAGUGGGCCACGGGUGAGGCCGGGGUGGGUGAUAUUGCGAAUCCGCUAGAAGGACGUAUUGAGGCGCGGGCUCAAGAACUUGCCGACCGUUUGUUGGCCGAGCUGGCGGAGACGAGCGUCAAGAAAGCACACCUGGUCAGGACGAUCACGCUGCUCGGUCGGCUCGCCGGUCCUUCGGCGCCUGUCGAGCGCGCCAAAGAGACAUUUCUCACCAUGCGCUCCGAGCUCGUCAGAAGACAGAUCGGCCAGAUCAAAUUUGAGGGCGACCUCGCCCUCUGGGUAUCCCAGACCUCCUUUGUUCUUUUCACCCUUGUCAAGAAUACUUGUGAAUGGUACAUGACCGCCUUCAAAGAUAACCGCUUGGCUUCCGGUUUCGUCAAAUGGGCCGUUGAUCAGCUCGACCUUUUCGGUGAAAUAUUUAGACGUCAGGUCUACGAAGGCGAUGAAGAUCAAUGGACAAUCCAAGAAUCGAUCUCGGUCACUAGAGCCCACGCCGGCAUGUUGAAAGAAGUUGGAUUAGACUUCGGCUUCCUCUUGUCAAAUGUGUUGUCCAACCAAACCCAAACGAUUCGCACCCGUCACCGUCUAACAACGACCGGCAAGCCCCGGGCGCUCUCUGCCGAUCCUGCUGCUCCUCGGCGACUCCCGAGCACCCUUGUUUCUACAGACUCGCGGUCCUCAACAAUGGGAACCAAUAGUCAGUUGAGAUCAAGACCUAGUUUUCUUGGGAAUACAUGAAACUCUCUCUCCUCCAAUGAAGGUCCUUCUCUUCCCCAUGCUUUUGACCCCCAUAAUAGUGCCCCAUAAGUGGGUUUGGGCAGCCCACAAGAUAACCUGGCCUGGCCUGCGAUCUUCCAUGACAGGCUCUGUCAGCCUUGGAUACCCUCAAAUUUCUGCCCUGACCAAGCUCAUCUCUUGAGAGAAUGACCUAGAGCUCCAUCGUAAUACAUGAGCUUGUUUUGAUUGGGACUGGCGUCACUUAAAACUUCAGGGUAUGGCCUCCAGUUUAAACAUGAUGCUUGAGCUGAUUGUUUGAAUUAUUUGCCCAAAGUAGUUUGGUAAUGUAUCAAAACUACAAGAUUAGAUAUGGCAAAACACAUGGGUGAUUUUAUGAUGCAGUAUGGGCCCUAGCAGCAUGUGAUAUGUGGAAUGUAUGUAUUGUGAAUUUAAUACUUUACAAUGCAGUAAACAACACAGGCAUCCAGGUACCAAAAAGGCAACAAGAGCUUCAAUCUAAGGCUAAUGUGAUGGAAAACAGAGUGCACCCUAGCCAGGUUUCUCGAAUACCAAAAAAAAACACAAGCUCUCUGGCCAUAAAUUUGACUUGACUCUGAAGCCCCUCUUUUGGGGGCUGAAUUUGUGAGGUCUUGCCACACCUUCAAUCAAGGGGCUUGUCAUAAUCUAGAGUUCACCCAUGUGAUAUCAUAGCAGGACUACAUUUCCUAUGAUGCUACAGGGUCAGCAGAAAGGGGAUUCUUGU